Molecule: messenger RNA, 3807 nt
Organism: Penicillium lagena
Lineage: Eukaryota; Fungi; Ascomycota; Eurotiomycetes; Eurotiales; Aspergillaceae
Product: EF hand domain protein
Exons: 6
Coding region: 1-3807 (1268 amino acids)
Biological process (GO): endosomal transport; endocytosis
Cellular component (GO): plasma membrane; cytoplasm
Molecular function (GO): protein binding; calcium ion binding
Source: RefSeq, a predicted model, not a curated record
AUGGCUGACAGUGCUCAGCGACAUCCCAAUCUCAACCUCACGCCUGAGGAGAAGCGUGUAUUCUACCAGUUCUUCCAGGCGGCCGAUACCACCAACCUCGGCGUCAUCACCGGCGAGAUCGCCGUCCCGUUCUUCGAGAAGACAAAGCUAGCGCCUGAUACUCUUGGUUUGAUAUGGCAGAUCGCGGAUAGAGAAAACAGGGGUCUUUUGACUCCCUCUGGCUUUGGCAUUGUCCUGCGAUUGAUUGGACAUGCACAGGCUGGUCGCUCUCCUUCCGAGGAGCUGGCAUUGCAACCUGGUCCCCUGCCCCGAUUCGAAGGGGUUACCGUUGAUACUACACCGGAAUCUGGCACCACGAGUCCUCCCUCGAGUUCUAGUGGGCCAAUUCGCGUGCCCCCCUUGACUGCAGAAGAUGCCAAUAAAUUUGUCUCCCUUUUCGAGAAGUCAGAUACUGCCAGUGGUGUUCUCUCAGGCGAAGCGGCGAGGCAAAUCUUUGAACGGGCAAGAUUGCCAAACGAGGUCCUCGGCCGGAUAUGGGGCUUGUCGGACACCAGACAGCGUGGCGCCCUCGAUGCCACUGAGUUCAUCAUUGCUAUGCACCUUCUGACCUCGUACAAGUCUGGCGCUUUGCGAGGUAUUCCGCAGACACUGCCUCCCGGGCUAUAUGACGCGGCCGCUCGUCGCGGUUCCGCGCGGUCCUCCUUCGGCUCCCGACCGGAUGUUCCGCCUGUGCCCGCCAUUCCAAAACAGUUUUCUGGUGGUCCUCAUCGGACUACCAGCCCUAUGAACACAGGCGGUCGACCUACCUUCGGAAGCCCGAUCUCAUCCCAGCCUACCGGAGACUGGCUUAUCACACCGCAGGAGAAGGCACACUUUGAUAGCAUCUUCGAAACAGUUGACACUGGCAGGGUGGGAAUGAUCACGGGUGACCAGGCCGUUGCUUUCUUUAUGAAGGCACAACUACCGGAGGAGAUGCUGGCGCAAAUCUGGGACCUUGCAGAUAUCGAUGCCGACGGCCAGUUGACUCGAGAGGAAUUCGCGGUUGCCAUGUACCUGGUUCGCAUGCAGCGGAGUGGCAAGGACCAACUGCCUCAGGUCCUGCCGCCUGCCCUAAUCCCUCCCAAUAUGCGCCGCCAACCCGCCUCCCCAGCGGCUGCGCCGGCCCCUCCCCCUCAAGCUCCUCCUUCGGUUCGUUCCGCUGCCGACGAUCUCUUCGGCCUGGAUAGUCCACCAGCUCCCCAGCCGCAGAUGCCUCAGUCCACUGGCGGGUCCAACAACGUGUUUCAAACUCCUGGGUCGCCGUCCUCUAGAGCCUCGCCUCUAGCGGCGUCAACGACUUUCAAGCCCUUUGUUCCUACCUCGACCUUUGGCCAAAGCUUGCAGCCCCAAUCGACAGGAGCAUCAGCUGGCGCUUCCAUUACUCCUCGAUCGCCUCCUCCGUCGGAUGAUCUUCUUGGCGACAACGACCCAGAGGAGUCGAAGAAGCUUACCCAAGAGACCACUGAGCUGGCAAACCUUUCCAAUCAGAUCGGCUCAUUGGCGAAGGAGAUGCACUCUGUGCAGGAAAAACGAAAUUCGGCCGAACAGAGUCUUUCGCAAACAUCACAACAGAAGCGAGACUUUGAGGCGCGACUGGCCCAAGCGCGGGCCAUGUAUGAGCAGGAGGUGGCGAACUUUAAAACCCUCGAGGAACGGCUGAACGCUUCCAAGGCCGAGACUGAGAAGCUCAGCCAGCAAUAUGCACUGCUAGACGGCAGCCGUCAGGAUUUGCAGAACCAGUACAACCAAGUCUCUACGGCCUUGGCUGCCGACCAACAGGAAAAUGCCAGCCUCAAGGAAAAGAUUCGUCAGGCCAAUGCUGAAGUUGCCCAACUGAAGCCGGCGCUGGAGAAGGCGCGCUCUAGCGCUCGGCAGCAGAAAGGUCUAGUGGCAAUCAAUAAAAAGCAACUGGCCACUGUUGAGGGUGAGCGGGACAAAAUGCAGGAGGAGAUUGAUAGCGUUUCGAAGGAGAAUCCACAGUAUACGGAUGAAUCUGCCACGCAGGCCAGCAGUGUGCCUGAGGUCACCAGCCCCGCUGUUUCUUCUGUUAGCCAGAACACGAAUCCUUUCUUCCGGAGAACUAUGACGGGCAGCUCAAGCGAGCGUGCUCGCUCACCCGAAGUCUCGAGUGACCAGCAGAAGGUAUUUGACAGUCUCUUCGGCCAGUCAUUUGCUCCUUCACCUUCCGCAGGCGCGCCGCCAACCUCGUUCCGUUCUGAGUCGCCUUCAGCCCGGCCAUCCACUGUUCAGUCUACUGAUUCUUCUGUGCCCACUCCGUCUGCUUCUCCCCCUCCUGCAUUUUUGCCUGGGUCUUUGCCUGGAGCUUUCCCAUCCGGCUCGCCUAUUGAGCCUCCGGCUCCAAGCCAGUCGCGGCAGAUGACCCCAAAUUUUCUUCCUUUCCAUGAGAACCAGUCAGUAACAUCAUCAACUAUGGUGUCCCCUCCCGGCAGUCGAUUUGGGGCUGCUGAAGCCUCGGGGAGAGCAACUCCAUCUCAAAGCGAUGUUGGUCCCCCUUCAGUUGCCGAAUCCAGCGACUACAGCCGUGCUCCACCUUCGACUGUAGAGGAUUUCCCUGCUCGGUCUCCAUUCGAUGAAGUCCCGGGGAUGCUGAGCCAAUCUCGGGAGCUUUCUCCCUCUGAUGCCUCGACAGUCUCCCCAAGCGAGAAACAGGCGGAAGGCAAGGAAGACCUCACUUUUGACGAGCUCUUUGGCAGCAAGGCUCACAAGCGAUCUGUGUCCCAAAAUGCAAAUGAUUUCGAGGAGGCUUUUGCAAGCAUGAAACAAGGUUCCGCGACGGAGAAAACGAACGGGACCUCUGCCGCAGCUCCAUCGGAAUUCCCUCCCAUCCAGGAAGUCCAUCAUGACGACGACGAAGAUGACGAAAGCUCUGAUGAUGAAGGGGCCCUGGGAUUUGAUGACAACUUCACACCUGUGUCGCCCACGGCAGAGAAACCCGCACAGUCUCUUGACACCGCUCAGCUGGCGGCUUUCCCUACCCCUGGAGCCGGCCUUUCUUCGAGCCAGCCUCCUGCGGCCGAGGCGCAAGUCAGUCCUCCCAAGUACGAUGAGACUGUCUCCAAAGAAGACAUUAGCCGCAUUCCGCCCGAGUUCAACGGGCUGCUCCCCGAGCGCUCUGAUCCUACUGCUCCUCCCGAUGCCCCCCACUCGGUAGAAUCGGCCACUGGAGCGCCCGUGGUGGGCAAUGAGCCACAACGAGAGGGCUUCCCGGAGCCGACCACCACAGCCAAGACGGGAGCUCCAGAUUUUGCCGCCGCCUUUGCCGGGCACAACCUCGCCCCUGCGCAGGAUGCCGAAGACGAUGAAGAGUCCGACCGGGAGAACCACGAUACUAAGAAUGCCGCUGACUUUGACUUCUCCUUCGACUCGCCGUCUCAGAAGCAGCACAGGGCUUCGCCCAGCGACGCGGAUCAGGCGGGGUCGUCUGAUUUCUUCUCGUUCGAAAACAAUGUCCAAGCUCCUCCCGCUCAAGCUGUCACCUCGAGCGAAGAUAGAUCCAAGGCUGGUGGUCACGACUGGGACGCUCUCUUUGCGCCCCUCGAUGGCGCCAAAGCUCACGCCGGCGAGGAGACCAAUGGAUCCAAGGAGAAGCAGCCCGGUUGGGCUCUCAACAACGACUCCGGCGAAGAUGAUCUGAUCCUCCAGCGUCUGACUGGAAUGGGUUUCCCGCGCAAUGAGUCGUUGAUCGCGUUAGAAAAGUUCGAUUACAAUCUUGACAAGGCGGCCGAUUACUUGACCUCCAAGACUUGA